AUGACCGCCACCAAGAUCGAUGGCACUGCCAUUGCCAAGGGCAUACGACAGAGGCUUGGUGCAGAUAUCAAGCAAAAGCAGGAGAGCAAUCCGCGAUACAAGCCUGCGUUGAGGAUUAUACAAGUUGGCGACCGCUCAGACUCAAGUACCUAUGUGCGGAUGAAGUUGAAGGCGGCGGAAGAGGCCAACAUCGACUGCAAGCUUGAGCACCUCCCAGAAGACAUUACCGAAGCCGAGCUCCUCCAGAAGAUUACCCAGUUCAACCACGAUCCUUCCAUACACGGCAUCCUUGUCCAGCUACCUGUACCGAAGCACAUUUCAGAGCACGCCGUGACCUCUGCAGUCGCCGACGAAAAAGAUGUCGACGGCUUUGGCGUGGCGAACAUUGGAGAGCUCGCGAAGCGCGGCGGCCACCCACUCUUCGUUCCAUGCACGCCGAAGGGUGUCAUGGUCCUCCUGCAAGAGGCGGGCGUAGACUUGAAGGGCAAGAACGCGGUGGUCAUUGGGCGGAGUGACAUUGUCGGAAGUCCCGUCAGCUACCUGCUGAGGAAUGCCGAUGCCACCGUGACGGUUUGCCAUUCCAAGACGAAAGAUCUGCCGGGCAUCGUCAAAGGCGCGGACGUAGUUGUCGCAGCCAUUGGACAGCCAGGCUUCGUCAAAGGAGACUGGCUGAAGCCCGGUGCCGUGGUCAUCGAUGUUGGCACCAACUACAUUCCGGAUGACUCCAAGAAGUCCGGACAGCGCCUUGUCGGUGACGUCGAUUUCGAAUCAGCAGCCGAGGUGGCCGGUCAAAUUACGCCUGUACCUGGCGGCGUCGGGCCUAUGACUGUAGCAAUGCUGCUGCAGAACGUGGUAGACUCUGCGACAGCCUACUUCGAGCGACAGAAAGCACGGCACAUCACUCCUUUACCUCUCAAGCUAAAACAACCCGUUCCCUCGGACAUCGCAGUCUCCCGUGCCCAACAUCCUAAGCUCAUCAACGAGAUUGCGGAAGAAGUCGGCAUUGCUCCGCACGAGCUUGAACCAUAUGGUGCGUACAAAGCUAAGGUAGACCUCAAGCUCUUGGACCGUCUCUCUCACCGCCGCAAUGGACGCUAUGUGGUAGUCACCGGCAUUACUCCGACGCCGCUCGGCGAAGGCAAGUCAACAACGACGAUGGGCCUGGCACAAGCACUUGCAGGCCACCUUGAUCGUGUCACUUUCGCCAACGUCAGGCAGCCCAGCCAAGGCCCCACCUUCGGGAUCAAGGGCGGCGCAGCUGGCGGCGGGUACAGCCAGGUCAUCCCCAUGGACGAGUUCAAUCUGCAUUUGACAGGCGACAUUCAUGCCAUCACCGCAGCAAACAACCUCUUGGCCGCAGCUAUCGAGACGCGCAUGUUCCAUGAGAACACCCAGAAAGACGGACCACUGUACCGCCGACUGGUACCCGCGAAAAAGGGCAAGAGGGAGUUUGCACCGGUCAUGUUCCGCCGGCUGAAGAAGCUCGGUAUAGAGAAGACGAAUCCGGAUGAGCUUACAGAGGACGAGAUUCGCAGAUUUGCGAGGCUUGAUAUUGACCCGGAUACCAUCACUUGGCGAAGAGUACUCGAUGUCAACGAUCGCCACCUCCGAGGGAUUACUGUCGGUCAGGCGCCUACCGAGAAAGGUCAGACGCGUCAGACAGGCUUUGACAUUUCGGUCGCAUCUGAGUGCAUGGCCGUUCUCGCCCUCUCGAACUCCCUCACCGACAUGCGUGAACGCCUCGGCCGCAUGGUUGUCGCUUCAUCUCGGUCAGGUCACCCGGUCACAGCGGACGACAUCGGCGCAGGCGGCGCUCUAACGGCACUCAUGAAGGAUGCCAUCAAGCCGAAUCUCAUGCAGACGCUUGAGGGUACGCCCGUCUUCGUUCACGCAGGCCCCUUUGCAAACAUCUCUAUCGGCGCUUCAUCAGUUCUUGCCGACAAGCUGGCCCUCAAGCUAGCCGGCACAGAACUAGACGAAGAUCACGAGCAGAAGACUGGCUUCGUCAUCACAGAAGCAGGCUUCGACUUCACCAUGGGCGGCGAGCGCUUCUUCAACAUCAAGUGCCGCUCCUCCGGUCUCGUCCCCGAUGUCGUCGUCAUCGUUGCCACCGUCCGCGCUCUCAAGGUGCACGGCGGCGGCCCAGAGAUCACACCCGGCGCGCAGCUCGACGAGGUCUACCGCACCGAGAACAUCGAGGUUCUGCGAAAGGGCUGCGUAAAUCUGAAGAAGCAUAUCAGCAACGCCAAGCAGUUCGGCGUCCCCGUUGUCGUAGCCAUCAACAAGUUCGAGACCGACACAGACGCCGAGGUCGAGGUGGUGCGCGAAGAAGCCAUCGCCGCCGGCGCCGAAGACGCCAUAUCAGCGAACCACUGGGCCGAAGGCGGCCGCGGCGCCAUCGACCUCGCGAAGGGCGUCAUAUCCGCCUCGUCGCAACCAAAGGAUUUCAAGCUCCUGUAUGACCUCGAGGGCAGCGUGCAGGAGCGCAUAGAGAAGAUCGGCAAAGUCAUGUACGGCGCCGAGAAGGUCGAGUUCAGCGAGCUGGCGCAGAAGAAGGUGGACAGUUAUGUUAAGCAGGGGUUUGGGAAGCUGCCGAUCUGUAUCGCAAAGACGCAGUAUAGCCUUAGCCAUGAUCCCGCGCUGAAGGGCGCACCGAGUGGGUUUACGGUGCCGAUUCGGGACGUGAGGAUGGCGGCUGGGGCGGGGUAUCUAUACGCGCUUGCUGCGGAUAUCCAGACGAUUCCAGGUCUGCCGACGGCGCCGGGAUAUCUUAACGUUGACGUCGACACGGAGACGGGCGAGAUUGAGGGGCUGUUCUGA
Coniosporium apollinis CBS 100218 is the source of this 2820-nucleotide messenger RNA. Its product is annotated as C-1-tetrahydrofolate synthase, cytoplasmic. Gene Ontology annotation, biological process: tetrahydrofolate interconversion. The transcript is spliced from 5 exons. Gene Ontology annotation, cellular component: cytosol. Gene Ontology annotation, molecular function: methenyltetrahydrofolate cyclohydrolase activity; methylenetetrahydrofolate dehydrogenase (NADP+) activity; formate-tetrahydrofolate ligase activity. Lineage: Eukaryota; Fungi; Ascomycota; Dothideomycetes. The record is from RefSeq and is a predicted model, not a curated record. Bases 1 to 2820 code for a protein of 939 amino acids.